CGCCACCCAGCGCGGCGGCCAUGGCGACGGCAGCAGCGACUCCUCCCCAUGGCGGCCUCCCGGAAGAGGUCGUGGUAUGGGAGAUCCUCGUCCGCCUGCCCCCAAAAUCCCUCCUCCGCUGCCGCGCCGUCUGCCGCGCCUGGCGCAGCGCCACCUCCGCCCGCGACUUCCUCGCCGCCCACCACGCCCGUCAGCCCAACCUCCCCAUCGCCUUCCAGGAAUACCACGGCGGCCAAAGCUUACUCGCCUUCGACAACCGGGGCGCCGCCGCCGCCCAGCUCCAACCCGUCGCCCGGCUUGACGACGACUCCAGUCUGGAAGCCUCCUGUGACGGUCUACUCCUCCUCACCGACUAUGGCAGGGGUGUUCCAAGGUUCUGUGUCUGCAACCCGGCCACUCGUCAGUUUGCUUGCUUGCCGACGCUUUCUGGUUUCGUGCCUCUGGCUCUGGGGAUGUAUCGGCACGGCCCGACUGGCGAGUACCGAGUACUCGUCUGCCCGAGAGAUGAAGAUCCGGCGACUGAUGCAUGCUACAUCUUCGCAUUGGGCUCCGUCCAUCCACUGAAGAACAUCGGAUGGCUGCCGGAGGUGGAUGAAAUGUGUUCCAGUGCUGUUCUCUCCCGUGGUAGCCUGCAUUGGCACCUGCAGCAGUAUGAGAGUGCAGCCAAAGUGAUAAUGGCAUUCGACACCACAGCUGAGUCAUUCCGGCGGAUGCGUGGUCCAGUCGUUCCUAGCAGCGAUGGCCUAUUUGCUGGCAUGUUUGAAAUGGAUGGCAUUCUCGGCGUGGCCUGCUCUAAUGACAAAGACAAAAUCAUUGGCAUAUGGAUGAUGCAGGACUACGAAAGCGAGAUCUGGACCUUAAAAUACCGCUUUGAAUUGCCGUUUGAGGAGAUCAAGAUGCAGUGUGACAUGAGGCAGGUUAGGGUGAAGCAUGGCGAUAUGUUGAUUGUGGUUGUGCCCGAUGGCAAUGGUGAGUUGCUCGUGCUAUCACGAUUUGGCAAUGGGCUGUUUCAGAUUAACAUGGAUGGCAAGUUGGUUGGAAGUUUCUACCGUGAAGACCUCUGUCUUACUCAACUUCAGCUCAAACAAACUCUUGUUCCGCAUACAUUCUUUCCGGCGCUAGAGAGUUAUGUUGUGAAUGCUCCACCUUUCAUCUGAGGGCUGUUGAGUG
Messenger RNA from Triticum urartu, 1170 nucleotides. RefSeq names its product F-box protein At5g49610-like. The record is from RefSeq and is a predicted model, not a curated record. NCBI's taxonomy places the organism in Eukaryota, Viridiplantae, Streptophyta, Magnoliopsida, Poales, Poaceae. Gene Ontology annotation, molecular function: protein binding.